Messenger RNA from Vicia faba (fava bean), 681 nucleotides. Lineage: Eukaryota; Viridiplantae; Streptophyta; Magnoliopsida; Fabales; Fabaceae. The record is from the annotation of a GenBank genome assembly.
AUGUCGAGAUUGCGAAGAAUGUUCCAAGCAUCAAUGGAUGCUACUAAGAAAGCUAUAUCCGGUAGUUUUGAUGAUUUGAUGCCUCCACCUGAAAAAUACAUAUUCAACUUCAAUUCCAAGAAAGAGUUAACCAAAUGGCAUUUGUAUUCCGAUUCUGAAUUCGGGGGGUUAUCAUCUGCAUCUCUGCAGAUACCUGAAUCUGAGAAUGGGACUACUACUGGGAUUUUCUCUGGGAAUCUUUCUCUUGAGGUUACUCAGGGGGCUAAGUGGAAUAUUAGUAGAGGUGGAUUUUGUGGAAUGCGCUCCAAAAAGUUUGAUGGCUUCAUUGACUUGGAUUCAUAUGAUACUAUAGCUAUGAAACUUAAAGGUGAUGGACGAUGUUAUAUAUCUACUAUCUACACGGAGAAUUGGGUUAAUUCACCUGGACAGAUGGAGGAUAAUUCGUGGCAAUCAUUUAUUUAUGUGCCUAAAGACAACUGGUAUAUUGCAAAGAUUCCUCUAGCUCGAUACCUACCUACAUGGAGAGGGAACGUCAUCGAUGCAGAAAUUGAAAUGAAUCCAUCCCGUGUUCUUGGCAUGUCUUUUUCUGUCAAUGCUGAGGGCGGUGUCCCAGGUGCUAGAUCCGGACCAGGUGAUUUCAGACUCGAACUUGAUUGGAUAAAGGCCAUGAGAACACAAUGA